AUGCAAGCUUCCACCACCGAUGAGCUGCCUCCCCUUUCCAACGAUGACAUCGAACUCCUCUACGAGAUCGUCACGGAGGCGCAAGACCUCCCAGGGCCACCAUUCCACGCCCUGUAUGCGGCCUACGAGACCGUCCUCGCGCGCCACGGCCUCGCCACCGAUCAUGACCGCAUCCUCAUCCGCUUUAUUUUUCAUAUGCAAGACGGUCCACGGGAAGGGGGGGAUCUAUUCGCGCAUUUCCAGGCGAAGCUGGCGCGCAUGGGGAUCGAAAUCGAGGUUGACAGAGAAGGAGAGGGAGUCGAGGAUAUCACGCGCAAUCUCGACCACCAAGGCCUCAACGGAUAUGCCAGUGCAUCGCAGCAGGCGAGAAGAGCACCAUCUAGGCGCGCGUCGUUUAAUUCCAUGUACGAUGCGACACACUAUAGCGAGGACAAUAAUGCAGCCGCCCGGAGGCGCCUGUCGACUUACGGGAACGGCGUCGAGAGACCGUCGAGUCGCGCGACGGAUCAGGGUGUGGCAGGGCGCGCGCGAUCGCAUUCACGGUCGAGAGCGCUGCCGCCAUUACCGAUUAGGGGCCGGGUGAGCCAAAGGGCCGUGUCUGAUACUUUGGCAUACCGACCGAAGCGAUCUGGAUCCGUGUCUAGCCAGGGCAGUUUGAGGAUUAGGAGAAACCCCGAAAACCCGCUCUCGCAACUACAUGACAGCUAUUCUGCAGACGAGUCCGAGGGCUCAAUUGCGCCAGUUCGAAACCACAGUCAGUACCCACACCAAAAUCAAGGACGACAAUUUGUGCCACCAGAGAUUGUAUACAGGCCUACAGAAGCCGAAAUGCUGGAUUGGGCCAAUACAUUCCUGUACGAUCGAACGAAGAUUAACGCGCGCAGAUGCUUUCAGCAGUGGCGCGACGCAACUUCACAGGCCCGUGAAGAUGAGGAGAAUCUUGAACUGAAGGCUAUUUCAUACCACCGCACCUGGAUAGUUCGACGUGCUUUCGAAGAGUGGCACUCUGGACUCAAAGCCAAGCAACAGAAAAAGGAGACAGAGCGCUUCUGGAACCGCCAAGAGAGCCGAGCCGGUAGGACGUACAAUUUAUUCUUGCUCUCAAAAGCGUUCUCGCACUGGGCUCAAUGCGCUUCGGACGAGGUGAAGCGAACAUCUGAGGCGCGAAGACACAUUCUACGCACCAAAUACUUCAAGGCGUGGCGCGAGAUCACGGCUGUGAAUGAGUUCAAGGUCCGAAGAGUAGGUCUGCGCAAAUUCUUCGGCAUAUGGCGAAAGAGGACAGCCGCCAUCAAAGAGCAGAAUGUGCAGGCUCUCGCUGUCUAUCAGGAGAACGUAGUGUACCGCCAUUACCAACGUUGGAGCUGGCAAUUCUUCGAGCGUCGAGCUCCGUGGUGGUAUGCAGGAAGGCUCAAGAAGUCAUUCUUCCUCAGAUGGGCUAGUAUCACAAGAUUGCUGCAAGAAAGAGAGGUUUUCGUUGAGCAGAUCAGAGUUCAUGAUGUCCAGAGGAAAACACUUCGAGAAUGGAGCGAAAAGACAGCCGCCGUAAGGGGACUGGAGCCUUUGCAGAGAAACUUCAGAGCCAAAGCACUUCUUUCCACAGCCUUCCGUUCGUUGCGGAAACAAGCUCAACUGAAGCCUUUAUUCGCCCAAGUAUCGCAACAGAAGGAUAACAGACUGGCCAGAUCUGCCCUACAAACAUGGCAUCUCCAGACGAAGCUUUCGCGACAAGCUACGGCCAUAAAUCAACAGCGCAUCAUACGCAAUGCUUUGACGGCUUGGAAUGAUCACCUACGCUGUCAGAUAUUGACCUCACGAAUUAACGACCGGUUGGUAGUACAGGUGCUAUACAAGUGGCUCCUAGAAUCCAGAGCUUCCUUGUUCAUUCGAGUUCGCAAUACUCGACUGAAACGAUCUACAUUCACUCAAUGGAUAGCCAAAGCACAAGACCAACGCCGAAGACUGGACACCGCAGAGCAAAACUUCACUGUCGACCGUACCAUAAGUCUUAUGCGAGGCUGCCUCACCAAACUCAGAGACACCGCUAGACUCCGUCAAAACCAGAGCGCGCUUGCACUGUCUUUAUACGACCCCAAGAUUGUCCAGCGUGCCUUCAACACGUUACUUGACCAUCACGACCACAUUGUUCAGCUGAACCAAGAUGCCGAACGUGCCAACUACUACGUCACCACCAAGCAUGCUAUCAGACACUGGCGCAACGCUACGCAGCACUCCCGUAUUCAGCGAGAAGAAGAAGAAGCCAUCGCCCGCCGUAUCCAGCGCCGCGAAGCAUACGUCCAAGUGCGCCGCGACACCAAAAUGGGGCUUACCAGGCGUAUGCUCGGGAAAUGGCGAGACCGUACCGCUCAGCUAGCUGUGCAAGAGCGGCAAGCGGCAGAGAUGCGCGAGAACUGGCUCUGGAGAGACGCCACUGCGCUCUUUGGUAGCUGGCAUGGCCGCAGCAACGAGAUCCUCUCGCUCGAGCACCAGGCUGAGCGCUUCCGCGUUCAGAAGCUAUUGACCCACGCAUUUGCAACCUGGACAGAGCGAUAUCGACACGUCCAAGAAUUAGAAACUCAGGCCGUUGCUUUGAAAGCGGAAAGCCAGGCUGUAGGCGCUGCGACAUGUCUCAAGAAGCUCCGCUGGCGUAUCUUCCAGCUCCAACGACAGGAGGACAGCGCCAUUGCGCUGCAGAGACGGAAUUGGGAGAAGCAUGUUAAAGCCAUGGUCAGAUUCUGGAGCGAGCAGGCCAGAGAACGAGAAGCGCAGAGAGCGGUCUCACCUAGCCCUAGGCCAGGUCGAAGACCUGCCCCUACUACUGGGGAGGGCGAGGGCGUUGAAGAGCAGGAAAUUGGCGAGGAAACUAUCGCGCGCGGGGAAAAUUGGACUGCGUUCGACGAAGGCGCGUUCCUUAGUGGCGCGGAUCUCAAUCUCAGCCUCUCUUUUUCGCCUGAUCAAGUGGGCGGUGGACUUACUGCCGCAUCUACGGGCCUACGCCCCUCUAUCCGUAAUCUGGACGUGGAGCAGCGGGAGCUCGAGACUGAGAUCGCGGACCAGGAACCUGAAGUCGAGUCGGAGAGGCCUUUCUUGACCUCGACCCCGGGAUACCUCCGUACACCAUCGAAACGCAAUACAGCCCGUGCCUUGGCGAGAGGACGACUGCUCGGUUUUGGCGGUGGUAGUGCGGCGUUCAACCCAGCCUUCGGCGCCGCGAGCGCGCCGCCUGCUUCCAGAGGCGGCCUAGGAGAUGAGGAAAGAGGUCCUAUCGGAGGUAUCACAUCCUUUGAGCGGCGACUGAGAGCGCAAGGGAUUGGUGGCCGUCGUGGCUCAGCGGUCAGACCGAGAGGACGAGGACGUGUCGGGUUUGAGGAUAUCGUCGAGGAGGGGAGAUGAUGGCUUCACGACUCUUUUGGAUCAAACGGUCUUUU
This is a messenger RNA of Mytilinidion resinicola, 3428 nucleotides long. RefSeq names its product Sfi1-domain-containing protein. NCBI's taxonomy places the organism in Eukaryota, Fungi, Ascomycota, Dothideomycetes, Mytilinidiales, Mytilinidiaceae. The record is from RefSeq and is a predicted model, not a curated record. Bases 1 to 3393 code for a protein of 1130 amino acids. The transcript is spliced from 2 exons.